Molecule: messenger RNA, 4157 nt
Organism: Cavia porcellus (domestic guinea pig)
Lineage: Eukaryota; Metazoa; Chordata; Mammalia; Rodentia; Caviidae
Gene: Znrf1
Product: zinc and ring finger 1
Exons: 5
Coding region: 596-1279 (227 amino acids)
Biological process (GO): proteasome-mediated ubiquitin-dependent protein catabolic process; protein K48-linked ubiquitination
Cellular component (GO): intracellular membrane-bounded organelle; cytoplasm; membrane
Molecular function (GO): ubiquitin protein ligase activity
Source: RefSeq, a predicted model, not a curated record
GCCCGGGACCGAGCGGGGCGGCGCGGCUGGCCGGGCCGGCGGUGGCUGGAGCGAGAUCGCGACGCGACGCGACGCGACCGCCGCUUCCGGAGCUCCGCCUGUCCGUCCAGCGCAGCAGCCCGCCCGAGGCCUGGCGGGGUCCGGGCCGUCGUCGAGGGUCGCGGCGUCCUGAGGCGGGGAACGCGCCCGGCGCCCCCAGCUCCGCCGGCUCCCGUGGGGCGGGCGGCCUCCUCGGCGCCUCCCCGCGCCCGCCCGCCGGCUCCCUCCCUCCGUCCCUGCGGCUCCCCCGGCUUUCGGGCCCCGGGGGCGGCCUGUGGCGCGCGGCGCCCGCGCCGGACUGCGCCUCUUUGGACCUUGAGGGGAAACAUGCGUUUGGCUUGGAUCGUUUUAAAUUCUUAGUUUGGGGUCCCCGCCCGCCUGGCUCUUUCGCCCCGCGGGUUUUCUGUAUUUUUUCCCCCCUUUAUUUCCUUUUCUUCCUCUCGGUCUCCUUUUUGACUCCCUCCCCCUUUAUGCUAGCCCAGCUCUCCCCCGACUGCUGAGAAGUGGGGGAGGGUCUCGGCCUCCAGGUUCCUGCCCCAUCGGGGCCCGGGCGAGCAUGGGUGGCAAGCAGAGCACGGCGACCCGCUCCCGAGGCCCCUUCCCGGGGGUCUCCACCGAUGACAGCGCCGUGCCCCCGCCGGGAGGGGCGCCCCACUUUGGGCACUACCGGACGGGCAGCGGGGCCAUGGGGCUGCGUAGUCGCUCAGUCAGCUCGGUGGCGGGCAUGGGCAUGGACCCCAGCACGGCCGGCGGAGUGCCCUUUGGCCUCUACACCCCUGCCUCCCGGGGGACUGGCGACUCCGAAAGGGCGCCUGGCGGCGGAGGGUCUGCGUCCGACUCCACCUAUGCCCACGGUAAUGGUUACCAAGAGACGGGCGGCGGUCACCAUAGAGACGGGAUGCUGUACCUGGGCUCCCGAGCCUCGCUGGCGGAUGCUCUACCUCUGCACAUCGCACCCAGGUGGUUCAGCUCGCACAGUGGUUUCAAGUGCCCCAUUUGCUCCAAGUCUGUGGCUUCUGAUGAGAUGGAAAUGCACUUUAUAAUGUGUCUGAGCAAACCUCGCCUCUCCUACAAUGAUGACGUGCUGACUAAAGAUGCGGGUGAAUGUGUGAUCUGCCUGGAGGAGCUGCUUCAGGGGGACACGAUAGCCAGACUGCCCUGCCUGUGCAUCUAUCACAAAAGCUGCAUAGAUUCAUGGUUUGAAGUGAACAGAUCUUGUCCAGAACACCCUGCGGACUGACCCUGCUGGGCUUGCUUGCUGAAUCCUCUCAAAGGGACACACGGCCCCUGUUCUGAGAGAGGCUCAUCGGACACUGGGGCAGAGCUGAGCUUGGGACACCAGUGGGAACGGGGCGCUCCUUCUGCACUGACUUGGACAGCGGUUCUCCCUCCUCCCCGAGGACACCAAAUUGGACGAGAGAAGAGUGAAUCGACUGCUUAUCCUUCCCCUCCCCCCUCAGCCCAGGAGGGAAAGGGCAUUUUCUUUUUCACCUUUGAAAGGCAUUGUGGGUCUGUCUUUAAAGUGUUUACAAAAAAAUUAUAUAAAAAAAAAGUCUAGUGUCGACUGGUGUUUUCCCUCGUGAUGUUUACAGAUUGCUGUUUGCUGCCCAGCUGUAACCCACAGUCAGUGACAACCGGACAUAGCCAUGGGCUCGCCCCUGGCGCUGAUGGCAGGCAGGUGGGCAUCACAGUCUCACCCUUUGCCCACGCCCUGGUCAGCUCUCUACAUCACCAACCUCCCUACUUGGGGUUUUUUUUUUGGUUCUUGUUGUUGUUGUUAUUAUUAUUUUGUUUUCUACUUUUUUGCCCAUUUUUUUCUGGCUUGGUUUUGCACUUUUCUUCCCUUUGAAACCCUGAUCGAUAACUUGAUUUCAUUGCCAAAACAAACAGACUCCCAUCAAGGACUUUCUCCCACUUCCAGUCCCAUGUCUCCCCCAUUUUUCCUUCUGGUUCUGGUCAGGUCAGAGGAUUUAACAAUCACAAGUGUCCUGCAAAAAUGCCUGAACAUUUUUCUUAGGCCCCUGUGGAUUCUUUUUGUCCCCAGAAAACUUAAUAAAAGACUUACUGGAGAAACAUGUACUGCUCCCCUGUUUUCAGGCACUGUUUGAGAACAUUUUAGCCAUUGAUGUUCACACGUGGCAUUGACCCAUGCAAGAUAGGUUUCUGUAUUUAUAUAUUAAAAUACAAAAAAAAAAAACCCCUCAUAAAAUGUUUAAAAAAUGUUCAAAGCUCGGGAGAAAAGCUUUCUUCAUCAGUCAAGGUGUUUUGAUAUGGUAUUAAAAUAAUGUCUAAUAAAAGAUACACUGCGUGAUUUUAUUUUGAUGAAGUACUGUUAGAGGAUGAAGAAUUGGGGAUGAAAAAUGAAAAAUUGGGGACAAAAACCCAUCUUGCAUCCCUCACCUAACUUGGCAUUCCUGCAGGUUCUGCCUGCUAUUCCUGGCUAGCAGGAAAGGGUGGUUCCCACAUCACUAACCCUCUUAAGUGCCAGGGAACUGAUCACCAUCACCUGUGGAGUGGCUGGGAUGGUGCUCUUCUGGAAAGGUGUCUGGGGACAAAGCUCUUGCAGCCACUGGAGGCCAUGAGGAUGUGGCUCCUAGCUAGCACCAAUGCUCCCCUGGGCCUCUGCCCCCCAUCCCACAUCCUGCUCGCUGUUGCUCCAUCCGAGUCUCAGUGCUGACUCAUGGGCAUACUUAAUUGAGGCCCAAGAAGGAGCCUGGCUUGAAACUGAGCCAACUCAGUACCCUUAACCACCCACUCAGAUUCACAAAAGUUGGCAAACUGCAGGAAGUGUAGGGCAAGGGGCAGCAGUGCUGGCCCAGCCAGCCUCCCAAGCCAGGGAGCUGUCCUCUAGGCCUCGGGCUGAGCCAGUCAAGGGAACAUUGAGAGGGGGACAUCAGCCUCUGCCCUGACCCCCACCCCCAGGCCUGCUGUUUGUGCUGUUGCCUAAGGGUCCAUGCUCACCAGGGCUUCUGGCUUCAUAAUCACCCUCCUCAAAUGCUGCCUACUUUGUGCAGGCGCAUUCCCUGCAGGCCUGUGGCCAUACUCGUGUGCUCAGAGCUGAAGAGCUGUGGUCCAGAGCCUGGGCUUCACUGGCAUCCUCCCUGUGGUGGUCCUCCCUGUGGUGGAGACCCGGGGGCCUUAGAGUGCUGCGGUGGGAAGUGGUGGUCAGAAUGGGCUCUGUCUGCAGUUGAACUGUGUUGGCAGAAUGAGAAAUGACUUCAUUCCUCUGAAUAUCAAUUGUUCACAUGUGAAGUGGGGACAAACAUCAUAUAGCUCAAAGGUCAUUGUAAGGAUCGGGAUCUGCUCUGGAGGCCUGGCACAUGCGCAGCAGGCUUCCCUGUAGCUUUGUCACCGCAAAGGGCACUGUUCUAUUCACAGCACCUUCUGCUUCUGCCUGACAACUGUGUCUCCCUGUUCUAUAUUUAAUUGCACCAGCAAAACUGGUGGGGCAGGGCCCAGCUUGGAAGAUUUCCUUUGCCUGACCCCUGGAUGUGGAGCUAGAGGUUUUGUGUGCCUCCCUUGGCAGCCCGAGCCCAGCUGCUUUUAGUGGUGCCACUGUGAGCCAAGUGGCUGUGCACUGGGUGAAGUGGGUGUGGGGCCCAAGCUGGGUGCUGUUACUGGCUCAUGCUCAUCGCCAUCCUGGGUGACUUUGCUCCACCUGGCACACUGCAGCCCUCUGCUGGCUGUUACAUCUUCUGGGCCCUGACCAGGUUGUCAGCACCUGGCAUGUGGAUGGGGGCGGUGUUUGUGAUCUCCAUCCAGACAUCUCUCCAGAAACCUACAUUCUGGAGGAUUCUGGAAAGGCCCUGCCCUGCCUUUGUGGGAAGGAAGAAGCAUGAAGGAAAUUGCUCCUCAUACAGCCAUUUAAUAGCAUUGAGGUUUAUAGGAGAAAGUCCUUAAUCUUAGAAGGUAGAUGCUGAGUUAUAUAGGCGAAUGCUUUCAAGAAAUGUAUAAUCUAAUUCUAAAUGACUCUCCCAAGAUACACAAAGCAGAUAAUACAAGUGUUCAUCAUGGAAUCUUUAAUGGCUGGUAUUUCAGUGAAUGGUGGUGUACUUGUUUCCAACUUUUCUGUAUGUUUGGAAUUUUUCUUAAUAAAAGAAAUCAUGGGUAAAUGGCCA